Molecule: messenger RNA, 601 nt
Organism: Triticum dicoccoides
Lineage: Eukaryota; Viridiplantae; Streptophyta; Magnoliopsida; Poales; Poaceae
Exons: 7
Coding region: 117-419 (100 amino acids)
Source: RefSeq, a predicted model, not a curated record
GACCGCCCUAGAUAAUGCCAUUGGGAAAACCAGAUUGUUCUAUAUAGGAAUGAAGAUUGAUUUGGUAUCCAGAUUCCCCAUAAGUUAUGUCAUAAAGAAAAGCUUCCCAGUUGACAAUGCACAAAUGCUGCCCUCUACAAAGUCAACUCCAAGCAAAGAACUGGAGAAGAGUCCAGCGUCAUCAAAGAGCAUCCAGAGUCCGGGGAGCCAAAACACAAGUCCACUUGGGCAAUACUAUGCCUCCUGCUUGCCAAUCUGCAACUAUGGACACCGACAAAAACAUAAAUAGGUACUCUUCAGCGAAAAGAAGCAUCCAAUUUACAGAAGAUGGAGCCACCAACAAAGAGGGUCAACAACAGGAACAUCUUCAGGAUACACAAGUGCAUCUCCAGGUUGUCAAAAAGCAUAAACAAGAAUAACAAUGUGAAAAUGAACAAAUGUGAAGGACAAGAGGAUAACGGUAAUAAAAACACAUAGGGCACCGUCAACAACCAUGCAAGGACCAAGGAAUCUUCAAGACGCACGAAAAGCACCUACGGAUUGCACCACCUUCCAUUGAAAAUUACCUCCAAAACUAACAUUACAACUACUUCAUGAUCAG